UUCAGAAAACCAGAAAAAAAAUGCUAAGCAAUAUAGCUAGUUACCUGUUGGGUUUUGGAAGUAGUCCAGCUCCUGAAGAACCUGAAAUUAAGGUGACAGCAGUCGAAGCCGAGGAUGACUGGCUAGUUGUGAACACUCUCCCCCGAAGCAGAAAUCAUAGCCGGUCUUCCUCACUAGACUCUGCAGUUGAAGAAUCAUGGUUUGUAACUCCUCCACCAUGUUUCACUUCAACAGGGCCAGUAACAGUAGAGACGUCACCACUGGAGAACUUGCUUAUUGAACAUCCCAGUAUGUCAGUGUACAGGCGAGCAACUGGACUGACAAUUACCCCCAGCCCACCAACUCCUCCACCAUCUCCACCACAACCACAACCACCAGCUGUUCGGCCACCAUUGAGGCCAGCUCCAGUCAAUACUCCAACAACACUUCCACCACCACCAUGCCUCCUCAAGAAAGCUCAAAAGGCUCAAAUCAUAAAGGAAAACCAAAUGAUAAGAACUAAACACUUGGAGCGGGGGAACAAAACAAGAGAAGUUAAUAAACGGAACAAAAUACCUCGCCGCUCAGAUCGCCAAAAGAAUCAUUCUGGAGUCAAUAACAAUCGCAAAUGCUACUAG
Messenger RNA from Nezara viridula (southern green stink bug), 617 nucleotides. NCBI's taxonomy places the organism in Eukaryota, Metazoa, Arthropoda, Insecta, Hemiptera, Pentatomidae. The record is from the annotation of a GenBank genome assembly.